UCGAAGGGAAAGUCGCAGGCCGAAAUGAACCGGCAUUUUCCCGUGACCGCCGAAGCCCCAAUCGGACCGCUUUUGGCUUCCCCGCCGUUCUUCUCUUUGGCAUCAAUCUUCUGCACGCUGCCCUCUUCCCCCCUGUUACAAUCUUCCAUUGGCAUUGCCUCUCCACCAUGAGUUCCAUCCGUCGCAUGUCCCCCACCGACCUCCUCUCCCUCAACCUCACCAACCUCGACCCCUUGACCGAAAACUAUGACCUCGGAUUCUACCUCAAUUACCUCAUGCGAUGGCCGUCGCUCUUCAGCAGCGUUCAAGACCGUCGCGACGGCAUCGUAGGCUACAUCAUGGGGAAGCUGGAGGAGCAGCACCCCUCCAUGCGCCACUCGGAGCACUACACCCCUUGGCACGGCCACAUCACCGUUUUGACCGUUGCACCUGCAGCGCGCCGCCUCGGCCACGCCCGCCGUCUCACCGAGCGAUUGGAGCGCGGCUCCGACAUCAACGAUGCCUGGUUUGUCGAUCUCUAUGUGCGCUCCGGGAAUAAGGUCGCGGUGGAUAUGUACAAGGGAAUGGGCUACUCCGUCUUCCGUCGCGUGGUCAGUUAUUACAGCGACGAUCCCACGGGGGUGUCGGAAUCGGGCGAGGACGCGUUCGACAUGCGGAAACCCUGUAGUCGGGAUAAGGACUUAAAGCAUGUGCGCGAGAAUGGCGAGAAUUUCCCCGUGGGGCCGGAAGAUGUGCUAUGAUCGUGGCAGGAGGAUUGGGCUUGGGUGACGCAGCGGCAAAAGACGAGUCAAAGCGGUUUGUUUUGGUUUAGCAUCGUGGUGUUUGGGGAGUUUGUGGGUCGUUUUUAUUAUUGUCUAUGUCUAGAUGCGGUCUGGGGGACCUAUGUAGAUGUGGGAUCCCUUAAAAAAUGGUACAAUAUCCAGUCGGGUUCUGCUGAUUUGCCGAGAGCUGGGAAAUCAGUGUACAAUGCUAGUAUUUAUCGAAUUCUGAUCUAUAUAACAGCCAAUGCAUAUGUCCCUUGAUGAUUAUGUCCAUUACUUUUAUUCCAAAACUCC
This is a messenger RNA of Aspergillus steynii IBT 23096, 1055 nucleotides long. RefSeq names its product peptide alpha-N-acetyltransferase complex B subunit NAT3. The transcript is spliced from 3 exons. The record is from RefSeq and is a predicted model, not a curated record. Bases 168 to 740 code for a protein of 190 amino acids. Lineage: Eukaryota; Fungi; Ascomycota; Eurotiomycetes; Eurotiales; Aspergillaceae. Gene Ontology annotation, biological process: N-terminal peptidyl-methionine acetylation. Gene Ontology annotation, cellular component: NatB complex. Gene Ontology annotation, molecular function: protein-N-terminal amino-acid acetyltransferase activity.